GUAAGCCAGUGAUGAUCAUCACAGAAUUUAUGGAGAAUGGAUCCCUAGAUACCUUUCUCAAGAAACAAGACGGUCAGUUCACAGUGAUCCAGCUGGUGGGCAUGCUGCGGGGCAUUGCGUCGGGCAUGAAGUACCUGUCUGACAUGAGCUACGUUCACCGAGACCUGGCCGCACGCAACAUCUUGGUCAACAGCAACCUGGUGUGUAAGGUGUCUGACUUCGGCCUGUCACGAGUACUGGAGGACGACCCUGAGGCAGCAUACACCACACAG
This is a messenger RNA of Oncorhynchus masou masou (cherry salmon), 272 nucleotides long. RefSeq names its product ephrin type-A receptor 4a-like. The transcript is spliced from 2 exons. The annotation marks the transcript as partial. NCBI's taxonomy places the organism in Eukaryota, Metazoa, Chordata, Actinopteri, Salmoniformes, Salmonidae. Gene Ontology annotation, cellular component: plasma membrane; dendrite. Gene Ontology annotation, biological process: protein phosphorylation; ephrin receptor signaling pathway; axon guidance. The record is from RefSeq and is a predicted model, not a curated record. Gene Ontology annotation, molecular function: ATP binding; transmembrane-ephrin receptor activity.